Pseudonaja textilis is the source of this 3893-nucleotide messenger RNA. RefSeq names its product family with sequence similarity 13 member B (gene FAM13B). Gene Ontology annotation, biological process: signal transduction. The record is from RefSeq and is a predicted model, not a curated record. Lineage: Eukaryota; Metazoa; Chordata; Lepidosauria; Squamata; Elapidae.
AAUCAGGCUCCCGCGUCAUUUCCUUCUCCAGGCGGCGGCUGGCUUGCUGCUAUUUUGCUAACUACAGUUGACGAGUCCGUCAGCGGAGAAGCUCGCGCUACGGGGAGCGAGGGUUUCUCGGUCGCGCGCCAGGGACCGUGCAUUUAUUUGGCCUCCAGGGGCGGGGCCGGGAUCGGGACGGCAGCUUCACGCUUGUUACCCUCGGCUGACGCCGCUCGAGGACCAGCCCUGAAGAGCCGAGCGGCACCUGGUCAAGCCGGGCCCUCGAACGGAAAAAGCCGGAGAAACCUGCUGCUGAAACUGAGGGCCGAGGGGAGAGUCACCCGGCAACGAUUAAUAGCUGAGAUACUGAUCAAGUUCUGUCCAUCUUCAAUGAGGAACUACAGGCUGAUCUUCUGCCAUAACCUUAAGCAACCAUAAAUGACAAAAGAAUGCUUGGUCAGUAAAGGUAGCUGGCAUAGAAAGUAUUUUGUGAACAUAGGUGUUUAAGUGCUGUGAGAAAGACACUUUGACAUUGGGCUGCAUAAAGAUAUGAGGAAGAGCUCCUCCCCUUCUUUGAGUAAUUGCAACUCUGUUCUUACUAAUAAAAUAUUUGGAAUUCCACUUGAUGAACUGCAGCAGGAAGGGCAACCAGGCAGUGAAGUUCCAUUCAUAGUCCGCCAUGUUGUGGACUAUAUUGAGGAACAUGGAGGUCUAGAGCAAGAAGGACUUUUUCAAGUCAAUGGGAAUGCAGAAACAGUGGAGUGGCUUCGGCAAAGAUAUGAUAAUGGAGAAGAUGUGGACCUGGUUAAAGAAGCAGAUGUACCUUCUGCUAUUAGUCUUCUUAGAUAUUUUCUUCAAGCACUUCCAGAACCAGUUAUUCCUGGCACUCUUCAUAUGCAUUUAAUACAACUGCCUCAAGAUUAUAAUGAAGAUGAAUUUGGAAGAAAAUUAAGAUUCCUCUUGCAACAACUUCCGCCUGUGAAUUACAGUUUAUUAAAGUUUCUGUGUAGAUUUUUAGCUAAUGUAGCAUCACAUCAUGAAGAGAUUUGGUCUGCAACUUCAUUGGCUGCAGUUUUUGGUCCUGAUGUCUUUCACAUUUACACAGAUGUGGAGGAUCUGAAAGAGCAAGAACUUGUGAGCAGAAUAAUGGCAGGACUGCUAGAGAAUUAUGAUGAACUCUUUGAAAAUGAAGAGGAAGAUUUCUCAUCUAAUGAUUUAAGUUCAGUAACUGAGCAGAUAAAUGAUUUGUUGGACGAAGAUGAUAUAAAGCUUGAGCAGUCUGAAGAACUGCCAGAAGAAGAGGAAGAUGAAGAAAACACAGAGGAUCCAAAAUAUAGGGAAGGUACAGAGCCUCAAGAUAUGAUGGAGAGCAUCCUGGAGUCAUGUAAUGUUUCAGCCUCAACAAGUGCUCAUCUCUCCCCCUUAAGUAUCUUGCCAGCUUCUGCAGAUAUCUUGGAAAGAACAAUUAGAGCAGCUGUAGAACAACAUCUCUUUGAUCUGCAGAGCAGCAUAGAUCAAGAUCUCAAGAAUUUACAGCACCAAGUGGUGUGUCAUGAAGGAGAUAUUGAGGAAAAUGAAAAAGGAUCUAACAACCGGGAUGAUACUGAAAAGAAUAUUACUAAAGAUUAUGAGAAUCUUGGAGACUGCUCUGAAACAGUGAAUUGCACUAAAUUAGACAGUGAAAUUGUACAACCUGUGUCUGAGGAAAAAGAAAAUUAUCAGGCUGCAGGCGUAUUGUUGAAGCCAUGUGAUGAUGGAGGUGAAGAUAAAGAAUCCUUUGGAAAUAAGCAAGAUUGUAUAUCGUUUGAUGAUGCUAGCAAAAUGACAACACACAUGAUUCUGGAUUGUGUUAGCAACAUUUCUGAUCAAAAUAUGAAAAAUGAAUCAGAGGAAUUGAAAAACAAAAACAACAAUGCUCCUGAAGCAACACUGUGUGCCUCUUUACCACAUCUUGAUUUGAAGAACGUGAAUGGUGGUGACAAAUGGGAAGCGCCAUGCCCUAUCACUUUUCCCCUCAUUGAUUUCAAAACAAUGCAUCUACAGAGAGAAGGGGAGGAGCCAUUUCCUGCUUUUAAAUCUUGGCAGGAAGAUAAUGAAUCUGGAGAAGCUCAGCUUUCUCCACAAGCUGGAAGAAUGAAUCAUCCUCUGGAAUUAGAUAGUCAUCCCAUAUUAGCACACCGGAGUUUGGAUUUUGGACAAAGUCAGCGUUUCCUUCAUGAUCCAGAAAAAAUCGAUUCUUCAUCUAAAGCUCUUUCUUUUGUUAGAACUCGAAGAGCAGCAUUUGGUAGUUCUAAGGAUGAUAGAAAGGAAGAAAAGACUCCAUAUCAGCUAGUCAAAAAGUUGCAGAAAAAAAUAAGACAGUUUGAGGAGCAAUUUGAGAAAGACAAAAACUUCAAGCCUUCGUAUUCUGAUAUUGCAGCAAAUCCAAAGGUUUUAAAAUGGAUGACAGAGCUUACCAAAUUAAAAAAGCAAAUAAAAGAUGCAAAGCACAAAAGCUCAGAUGAAUUGAUACCUCAGGCACGUCCACGAAGCAACACUCUUCCAAAAAGUUUUGGUUCAUCUCUGGACCAUGAAGAUGAAGACAAUGAAGAUGACCUGCGUGUUGCUCAGAAAGAGAAGAAGCCUACAAAAGAAAUCACUGUUGAACUAAUUUUAAAAAAAUUAAAAGAAAAGCGAAUUGAAAGAUGCUUGCCAGAAGAUAUAAAAAAAAUGACAAAAGACAAUCUGGCAGAAGAAAAAACUUCACUCCAAAAAAGUCUCCUGUUCUAUGAAAGUCAGCAUGGACGUCCGGUUUCCAGAGAAGACAGGCAUAUUGUUAAACCCCUCUAUGACAGGUACAGGCUUGUGAAACAGAUGUUAACUCGAGCAAGCAUUACUCCUAUCCUUGGAUCACCAUCAACUAAAAGACGUAGUCAGAUGUUACAACCUAUCAUAGAAGGAGAAACAGCCCAUUUCUUUGAGGAAAUUAAGGAAGAGGAAGAAGAUGGUGAUAUAUCUUCAGAAUUGACUGAUAUUUUAAAAUCCACUGCCCAAAUCCACUCCAUUGCUACUAGCCCUGUUGAAAACUCAGAAUCUGAUGUUGAAGAAAGUCAAGAGAAACUAACUCGAGAGCUUCGACUUUCCAGUAUCCGAGCAGCUUCCAUGCCUGAAUUAUUAGAACAACUUUGGAAAGCCAGAGGUGAAAAAAAGAAAUUGCGCAAAACCCUACGGGAAUUUGAAGAAGGAUUUUAUCAACAAAAUGGGAGGAAUAUUCAGAAGGAGGAUCGUGGACCUAUGCUUGAUGAGUAUCGAGAGUACAAGAAAGUUAAAGCUAAACUGCGUCUUCUUGAAGUCCUUAUCAGCAAACAAGAUCCAUCAAAAUAAAUUAUGUUUCUCCAUAAAACAAAGAAUGGUUGUUUUCAUAUGCUGCCCAUAGUACUGUUAGGGGUAUUCUUUUGUCUUGCUUUGUUGAAAGAAUGCAGUUUUUUGUACACUUUAGAAGGACAGGUAGGUCCAAUCUAGAAAGUUAAUGAAAAAAAUUUAAAUUGCGACUCAAUCUGCCCAACUUUAAGAGUUGUUUUCUUUUUCUCAUUUUUUAAAAAAGUUACAAUAUAUCUUGUUCUCAAAAGACUUUUAUUCUAGAAUCAUUCAGAAAAGUUGGACCUGCUAACUUCGCUUCAUCUGCAUUUAUUAGUAUUACACUGAACUCCUCUGUUGCCUUUUUAGUAUGGAAGACAAUGGCAGCCAAUUAAGAAUACUCCUGAACACCAUAAAGGAACUGCAAUGCCUUUCAGAGGACUGCGUGGAAUAACUGAUUGCAAAUGGCAUCUUUCAUUUAGUAGAAUGAUUGAUGGAUAUUGAAAUACAAAGUACAUUCUCCGGUUUCAGAUGACAAUGGACAAACCAGAAAGUGACCUUGCUUCUUGUAUUUU